Molecule: messenger RNA, 6185 nt
Organism: Lytechinus pictus (painted urchin)
Lineage: Eukaryota; Metazoa; Echinodermata; Echinoidea; Temnopleuroida; Toxopneustidae
Product: protein SPT2 homolog
Exons: 7
Coding region: 122-2038 (638 amino acids)
Biological process (GO): nucleosome assembly; transcription by RNA polymerase I
Cellular component (GO): nucleolus
Molecular function (GO): DNA binding; histone binding
Source: RefSeq, a predicted model, not a curated record
AGAACAAAUCACGUGAUCAGGCCUUGUGCGCGCGCGUACGUGCUCGUCACAAAAUUUAUCCUCCCCGUCACGUCAGACUCCAACGAGAAAAUCGGAGUUGCUGAUAUAGAGUCUUGACGCCAUGGAAUUCCAGAAAAUCCUCGAACUUGCGACAAAGAAUCAGAAAGUUGCCGAGAAAAAGCUUACAGAAACCAAGAGAUACAGUUCUGCCGUCCCACCCCCAAAGAAAGAGCCGAGACCCAAUGUUGAUCCGGAUGCAAUAAGAGCCAGGAUUGAACAGAAAGAAAAAUAUAGAAAACAAAAAUUGAUAGAUGAAGAACGGGAAAAGAAGGAAGGAGCUAAAAGACAGAUAGAGGCAGAAAGGAAAUUUGCAGAAGAGAAGCGGAACAACAGGAAGGCAUCCAGAAAAGCGAAAACUCCGGAAAAAGCAAAGAGAAAAUCCUCCACAGCUUCUGAAGAGUCAUCAAGGAGACAAGAGCCAUACCGGGAUAAGGAGCAUGAGGUCGUCCAUAAAACAUUCAUGCAGAACGUGGAGAAGGAUUCAGAGAGGCAUCGACAGAAGGUGGCCAAGAAAGAGAAGAGAGAGAUGGAAGCAAGGCCUUCAAGACCAAAGCUGUCUAAAAAGCCACCACCUGCUCCGAAGAAGCCGAUGAGCUAUGAGGAACUCUUGAAGUUUGCAGAACAGCAGAAGACAGUUGGUUCAUCAAGGAGCGGUGGAAGGACGGACGAAGAAGAGGAAGAUUCGGAAGAGGAUUCCGAGGAGGAAGAAGAGGAGUCUGAGGAGGAAGAAGAGUAUGAGAGAAGACCUAGGGAUCGAGUCAACCAAACUUCAGACCGGAGCAGAGACCAGAUGAGAAUCCCUAAAAUGAAGGAUCGAUCAAAAGACGAGAGGCCUGCGAAAAUAUCCCAUGGACAAACUCCCAAUACCAAAAUUGACAAAAGUGGAAGACCUCCUUUGCAAAGCUGCAAGAAAGAUAAGAAUAGACACUUACCUGAUAGUGUUAAAGAUAAUAAAGGUCAUAGAAAUUCUCGCGAUAUUGAAAGAACCAGUGUGAAAAGGGCCAAUGGCCAUAUGAAUACAAGUAUACAUGUAGGUGGGUCUGGGAAUGAAAGAAGAAGUGACCAUCCUGAGAAAUUUACCAGAGAUAAAAUGUCAUCUGGGCAUGACAGGACGAAAAGUGGUUCCGGAAGCAAGGUAUCUUUGGGCUCUGAUAAGAAACAGGUUAACAGGGCAGGAGAGCGUCCAAAGUCAGGGGAUAGGUCUUGCAGAAGUGGUGACAAACCAACAGGGAAACAUAACUUUAGACCAGCUAGUAAGACUAAUGAUAAGGUGCCCCAGAGGCUAGAUGGAAAGGGAUCUGUUAGGCCAGGAGCAAGACCAAGUAGUUCAGCUGGGAGAACUGAAUCCACCAGACCUGAAUCUAGACCUCAUUCCAAACCAGUCCCUAGUAAGCCACCCAGAACUGUUCCUGGACCUGGCCCAGGUAAGCCACCUCAUACUAUUCCUGGUAAAUCUUCUGGACCUGUUCCUGGGAGAGCAUCUGGACCGGUUUCCAGCAAGCAAACCAGACCAAUCCAAGAUGCGAGGUCCAGAGACCAACACAAACUAGGGAAUCAUAUCCGAGAGAGACCAAGACCAUCUGGAAUGGGACCACCAAGGGGACCACCGAGGGGACCAGAAGUCAGUAGGAAAAGACCAGCUAAACCACCAAUAAUGCAUGUCAAGCGAGGGCGUUUGAUUGACAGUGACGAGGAGAGUGACUACGACGACGGAGAUGGCUUCAUCGAUGAUACCCCACUGGAUAACUCCGGGAGUGGUGAUGUAUCAAGCUACAUCAAGGAAAUAUUUGGAUAUGACAAAUCAAAGUACGAGUAUGAGAGUGACUAUGCUCUACGUUCUAUGGAUACCAGCUACAAAGAUAUUCAAAGGGAGGAGGCCAGGAGCUCCCGUCUUGGGAUGUUAGAAGAUCUAGAGGACAUGAGACAGGAGAAAGAAGAGAUGAAGAGGAAAGCGAUGAAGAAAGGAAAGAAGAGGUGAUAGAGGGAAGAGAAAAACAAUUGUGGUCUUUUCAGGCGUUGUCACCACUGGUUAUGGAUAGAGCUGUCGGUAGCCAAUGAUGACCUGUAGCAUGUCAUUGAGACAUCACUUCUUGCGAUUAAUAGCUACAAGCAAUCAGUAACUUGUCAUUUUAUGGUAUCACCUCUUGAAUUAUGAACAGGUGAGCUAUACUACGUAAUUCAGACAUUAUCACCUUUUGCUAUGGUUUUAAGGCGAGUGAGAGCGAUCAUUCGCUUCCGCUUGCCUUAAUCCGUUUCAGGUAGAGCGAUUUAUCGCUCGCCUCGGCGAACUGAAUUUUCUUGUGACAUGAUAUAAUAAAUGCAGUAUUAAAUGCAGAAAAAGUGAAGUCAUAGGCCUACACAUUUGCAUUGUUUGUACAACACUGUAUUUAUAAUAUCUAUUCCGACAUCACUUAACCAUGUUAACCUGAAUGUAGAAAAAGAAUGUCAGUCAAUUGGCGAAGUGUUAUAGAGCAAACCUUGAAACCUCAUUCUCAGCUCAGUCAAGGUUUUAUCAAUAACACACAAUUACAUUGUAAGCAAUAUUACCACAUUGCAAGAAUGACAAUAAAAAGUUCAUUGAGAUAAAUAUUGCAUAAACAAUAUGUCUGAUUGUUUGUCUCCUUUGGUUGUGGGAUGUAACUUACAUGUAGUUCCUCCAUCUAUUCUGUUUAUCGGACAAAAAGCCCCCUGUACAUGUAUGUCAAGGAAGAGCUCUUUUGCAGUGCAGCUCCCCUACUGCUCCCUUGAGAAGUUUUAGGAGAGCUUUUUAUUGCUCUCCUCAUAAUCAUAAAACUGAGUUCCUGGCUAUCGGUAGCCAGUGUUGCCACGUGAAUGCCUCAUAGCACAAUCAUAGCCUAAAGUGGCGGUAGAUCAGAUGAGCAUUUCAGAUGUUUGAACGAUGGGUGAUCCAUUGCCACUAGCUACUGAUAGUGAUGUUGAUUGCAAGUUAUGAUUGAUAACACUAUCUGUUUCAACAAUGCAUGAUAUGUUGCCACUGUUUUUGAUUGGCUAUGAAUGGGCUUCGUUACCAUGGUAGAUACCAUUGGAUGGUGAAUUAAAGUCGAUGAUAAUAGCUUGUAUGAAACAGCGCCCUCUUGAAUCCUUGGAAUGUAUACUUCUAAAAAUCAGAGAAUCUGAAAAAGAUGUCUCCAUUAAGUACAUGUAUGACAAUCUCAGAUAAAACGUAGCAUUUAAUGCAAGUGUGAUCAAACUUUCUUGUUAAUCUUGACAUAAAAUCAUGUAAACAGUUUGGAAGCUACCCAGUAGGUUUUGUAGAAAAAUUGAGUUAAUGGUAAUUUGUACUUAAAAGUUCUCUUGUGUUUUUGAAGUACAUGAAUUUCAUUUGUGAUAUUAUGAUAAUGUUUUUUUUAUUUCUUGAUCCUAUUUGCCAGAGUAAUAUAUUCAUCUUGCCAGAAAAAACUAUUUUACAUUUCGAAUUGAAUAUAUAUACAGUAUGUGUUUCAUCUUGUUAGUGGACAAUGUUUAGCUUUUUUUUUCUGUUCUCUAUAUGAUCUUAUGAUUAGCUAUUGCAUGAAUUUAAAUGUAUCAGAGAAACAAAACAAAUUCUUGACAAGAGUUAUUAACGUGCUUUUUAGUAGCUGUAUGAACUAAAUGAAUACACUUGUGUUUGCCACUCUCCACCCAGGGGUAGUAAAUGGGUACCUGGUAGGAAGGAAUAUGUUGCAUGCUCGAGCACUUGAACAGGAUAGAUAUGCCAAAGCCGAAGUGAUAAUAAUAAUGUUACAUUUAUAUGGUACAAUGUUUUUAAGCGCUGCAUACUAUUAGCCAGGCGUUAGCAUGGCUAUCUUAAUCGGGCGCUUGAGCAUUCAAUGAAUCACUACCAUGUAGCGCCUUCUAUUGGGUGAUAUCCCGAUUAUUAAACCUAGGUUUAACCCCAGUCUAAACUAGAUUUUUAAACCACACCUGAAAUGCUGGCCAUCAUAAUAUUUCUUCCAUAUUCAAAGAAAUUUUCAUGUAUCAAUCAAUUAAAAUUCAUAAUAUCUUUGUAUUUUCCUAUGAAUUUUCCUCAUUUUAUGACUCAAUUAAUUUCUUGACAUUUUUCAGCAGGAUAAGAAUAAUUUUUAAUUGGUGAAUGAGUUGACAACUAGCACUCCAUUAAAGUGUGGUCAACAUGUAAGUUAACCCAGGUUUAACCAUGGACCUACUACAUGGUUUAACUUAACCAUGGCUGUCUCAGUACCACCCAAUGUUGUAAAGCACUAUAUACAGUUCAGGCCAAAAGUUUACUUACACCCACUGAAUUCAUUGAAAUUUGUUUGCUUGCCAAACAUCGUAAAAUUUACUAUAUUUUCAGAAAUAUAAAUACUACCAUGACGAAUUGGGUAUCAAAUAAAAGAGCGUAUUCAGAUCUUUCACAUGAUUGGGAUGCCGUUGGGAUUAAAGUAUAUUUCAUGUGGAAAUUUCUUUGAAGAAAAAAAGUAAUAUUCGUGCCAAAUGUAUUCUAUUAUUAUAUUUUCAAACAUCGUUUCAUAAAUGUCAAAUCUAUAAUUUAUAUUACAUUUUCUGUCAUGAUAUGUCAUUACUGAACAAAAAAGUGCAAUCUGGAAUGUUUGUGUUGAGAAGUAACUAGCACAAAUAUGAAAUGUUUGUGUCAAGUUUUCAUUUUUAAUUUGUCUAAAAUAUGAAGAUUUGGGGAAAAAUAACACCUAAAUAUUUUUCAGCUCCUGAUGACAAAGCUAUGUGAUGAAGGGGCGUGACAUACUAAUUUGUUUGAUAUAUCAAAUUUGUCAUGAUAGCAAAAAUAUUUUUAUAAGAUAUUAAAUUUUAUGAUGUUUCGGAAGUGUCAACUUUUCUUUGAAUUUCCUGGGUAUAUGUAAACUGUACAUUUGACUUUCAUAUUUAUUUCUACUUUUUAGAUAUGCAGGUAAGCACGGCUUGUUCAUUCUUAAAAAUAAUAUUUCAUUUUGUCAAAGAAAUCAUGUAUACAGGAAAAAUAUUGAAAUUCAUUCACUUUGGUGCUCUUUUAUGUCUUUUUGUUGUGAAUUGUCAACAUUUAACUCUGGAAAUGAGGGUGCCUUAUGUGUUGUAUGGCUUGCUUUAAUAUGUAAUAUAGUAUUAAAUUUGAAAACCUUUAAGUUAAAUUAAAAUGAUAUUGAUUGCCUUUGGUAUAAAAUGUCAUUUUCAUAUAGCUAUCGUUAAGUAUUUCGCAUAAUUCCUCUCAAGUUUUGUGAUCUAACAAACAAUUCAUCUAUGGUUAUAUUCAUUUUAUGUUAUUUCAAUUUAUUUCUCUGUGAGACUUGAGUAAUUCAUUAAAAGAUAGAAGUAGUUUGGAUUGUGAUGAAAAAGCAAAUAUAAUGUAACAUCAAUGUUAAGCAAUAUGACAGAAAAUAGAGGGAAAAAAAAGACUUAGAAUUAUCCUGAAAAUUAGAAGGUUUACAUUGAUGUUCAUACUUAUCUACUUACAAAUCAUGUUCAUUAAUUUUGAUAUUAUCUACUUUACAGUCAUGUAGUUCGAUUUGUGCUCAGCGACGUACCAGGGUGCUACAUAAGCACUUGCCUGAAUGCCCGGGGCAAGUAAAAAUUAGAGACGGGCCAGUGUUUUAAAAUAAAGACCAAAACUACUUGCCCGCAUUGGGAAGGCAAAAUUCUCAGUGGAAUGACCAAAAUUAGGGUCGAUAUUUUUGAUAUAUCGAUCGUAAUUUUGGUCAUAGCGGGCAAGAUAAAAUCAAUUUGGAAAAAGUCAUGCAAUAACAAGGUACAUCAGUUCAUGUCAAAAGAGAGAAAAGAAGUUCAAUGGUUUAUAAAACCACAAUACUUUCUUAUGAAGUGUUUUUUCGGGCAAGUGAAAUAGAUUUUUGGGCAAGUAUAUUACAACUAUGUAAAAAUUUACUUGCCCAACUGGGAAAGUGCUUCUAAAAGUUAUGUAGCACCCUGCCUACAGAAGAAAAGAGUAAUGUAAUAUCACAUGACCAAAAAUCCAACUAAGAAGUCUUUGCCAAAAAUUGGUUAAUGAAAAAAAAUCCAGCUCACCGGUAGUCUUUGAUUCUGGGUGAGCGAUACAUUUGCAAUUUUUCGUCAAGUUUUUAAAAGAAAAUCUGAUGGUUUACUACAUUGUUGAUUGAAAAGUGAAAAUAGAGUAUUUUGCCUUUUCUUUAAUUUGUCAU